Apis florea (little honeybee) is the source of this 1636-nucleotide messenger RNA. It is a transcript of the gene Ccz1, whose product is annotated as vacuolar fusion protein CCZ1. Gene Ontology annotation, biological process: vesicle-mediated transport. Gene Ontology annotation, cellular component: Mon1-Ccz1 complex; intracellular membrane-bounded organelle. NCBI's taxonomy places the organism in Eukaryota, Metazoa, Arthropoda, Insecta, Hymenoptera, Apidae. The record is from RefSeq and is a predicted model, not a curated record.
UUAUAUUAUAUCUUAUAGUUGGUAAUACUUCAUUUAUGAUUUUGAAAUUAUUUUUAAUUUGUUAGUUAAUAUCUAAAAUGUCUAAACUAGGAAAUAUUUGUAAAUAAAUAUACAUUAUUGUGCCAGAAAUUAGGCAUUUUAAGAAAGAUAUAAUAUUUAUCUUUUGUUUAAGUUAUUCAUUACAAUGUCAUCAAAAACAGAGGUUACAUUAGAACAUUUUUAUAUAUUUAAUGGUACAUAUGCAAAAAAAGAAGGAGAGGAAGAAAAAAAAAUACUUUAUUAUUAUCCAGAAAGAGAUUUAGAUAUUCAAAUUAAAAAUAUAGGUCUCAGUGAAGCAAUUAUUAAAUUUGCACAGUCAUUUAAUCCUGGGCAACCAUGUGAUUAUUGUCAUACACAUAAAACUCGUCAAAUUUAUUAUCAACCAGAACCAAAUUUUUGGAUGGUCAUGAUUGUCGGUGUACCAUAUAUAUGGAAAGAAAAAGAUGGUAAUAAAUACACAGAAUAUCAGUAUGAUGAAGUUUCUAGCAGUGUUUGUCAAGCUAUAUUAAAACAAGCAUAUGUUAUGUUUAGACUAUUUAUGGGAUCAUUUGAUACUAUUAUUAAUGAACCUGAAUGUGGUUCUAUAACAUUAUUAAAACAUAAACUUGAACAUUUUUAUUCAAGGUAUUUAAUGUCUUUAAAGUUAAAUAACAGUGAUAUUUUGGAUGUUUUCCAAGGUUUACAAUUUUUACCUCUUGAUAAAAUAACAUUUUUACGAGUUCAAUGCUUUAUGAAUCUUGUAGAAGCUAUGUUUUCUCAAGUAAAAUACACUGCAUUUCUUUAUAAUGAUCAAGUUGUAUGGAGUGGCUUAGAACCAGAAGAUAUGCAAGUAGUUUAUAAUUAUUUAGUAAGUACACUUUUACCAGCUCAUCUUGAGAAAGAACUUCAUGAAGGUUCAUUGCCCAGAAAUUCACCUUCACCAUUUACUACUAUUCAUUAUGGAAAAUUUGUUACUGGACCAUCUAGUAUUAAUGAACCAAGUUUAAUUGGAAAGUCUCCUAAAGUAUUUAUUAAUUAUUCUACAAAACCAAUCUCAUUAUAUUUGGUUGUUUAUAGAGCAUUAAGUGCUACAAUAUGCUUGUUUGUUGAUAGUAAAACAAGUUUGUUAAUAGAUUUCUUUAAAAGUCUUGAUAAUUUCCUUGGUCCACAAUUGACUACACUUGUUAGUUCUGUUGCAGAACAAUGUGCUAAACAUGUAAUAGUUUCUUCAGAAUCUUGCAAAUAUUUAUAUUUUAAUAAACUUAAUUUAGCUUACAAGAGUACAAUACAUCCAGAUAAUAGACGAUGUUCUAAUGUACUUACAACAUCUGAAGUAUUGAGAGUUAUUACUGAUAUAUAUAAUGAUACAAAUAAAUUAAAAGAAGCUGGAGAAAUUAUCAUAAAAACUAUGAGUGAUUAUUGGGUUGUUGGAAAGUUAUCAAAUUUAAGAGAAUUUUUCGUAGUUAUCCAACAAAAAAGUGCAAGUAUAAUGGAAAUAGAAGAUGAUGUUAAAAAACUUUGUGAAAAGGAAUUAAAAAGUAUAUUUUUCCAUUAAUAAAAAAGUCUAUUUAAAAGAUUUAUUGAGUAUAAAUAUUCAAUGAAUAUUUUAUAUAACGAC